AGGGCGACGCAGCCCGGUCUAGUUCAGGGUCUAGGGCGGCGCGUCACUUCCGGUAGCGCGGAUCUUGUAAAACACCCUGGAGAGAAAAUGGCGGCGGCGACGGCGGCGGCGGCGGCAGCAGCAGCAGCAGCAGCAGCAGCGGCUUCGGCGCCUCAGCAGCUCUCGGAUGAGGAGCUUUUCUCUCAGCUCCGCCGUUACGGCCUGUCUCCUGGUCCCGUGACGGAGAGCACCCGCCCCGUGUACCUCAAGAAGCUGAAGAAGCUUCGAGAGGAAGAGCAGCAGCAGUACCGGUCGGGGGGCCGCGGCAGCAAGACGCGGAACAGUAAUAACAAUAACACGGCAGCCGCCACGGUCGCGGCCGCGGGACCCGGGGUCCGGCCGGUGCCGGGCGGCGAUCUCUCCUACUUGAGGACCCCUGGAGGUGUGGGCCGAAUCUCGGCUUCAGGCCCGGAGAGCCCCCUGGGAGGAGGGCCCGGGGGCGCGUCGGCCAGCCCCGCGGUGGGCAGCAAAGUGCUGCUGGGCUUCAGCUCGGACGAGUCGGACGUGGAGGCCAGUCCCCGGGACCAGGCCGGCGGCGGGAGGAGAGACAGGGCUGCGCUCCAGUACCGCGGGCUCCGAGCGUCCCCGGCGCCCCUGGCCGCCAGCGAGCUGACCCCCAGCCACCCGGCCGAGCGCAGGAAGCCCCACGCGUGGUGGGGGUCCCGGAGGGCGGCGGGCCCCGAGCCGCAGAGCCCGGCGGGCAGAGAUGGGGCCGCGGGGGACGAGGACGAACAGCAGCAGGGAGAGCACGGGGAGGAGAGGGAGCCGGAGGCCGAGGAGACGCUGUGGGCGAGCCGCCCCGUGAACGGGAACCGGCUGCUCCCUUACAGCUGCCGGGAAAACUAUUCGGAUUCGGAGGAGGAGGAGGAUGAGGAAGAGGAGGAGGACGACGAUGACGACGACGUGGUGGCCUCGGCCAGACAGGUAUUGAAGGACGACUCCCUGUCCCGCCAUCGGCCCAGACGGAGCCACGGCAAGGCGCUCUCUUCGCUGACUGCUAAAGCGGCCGGCAGCCGGCUGGAGACUUCGGCCCUGGGAGGGGGAGGACUGGCGAUGAAUGACAGGGCGGCGGCCGCCGGCGGAGGUCUAGACAGGAGCAGAAACCUCCCAGAGGCGGCGGCGGAGCCGGGAGGAGGGUGUGAUCCGGUGGAUUCCAGCCCCGUUCCCCGGUACCGAGUGAACGCCAAGAAGCUGGCCCCUCUCCUGCCCCCGCCACGGACCGACACGGACCCAACCUUGGAUUCGUGCACAGGCUCCCUGCUGAAAAGCAACAAUCAUGUCGGCGGCGGGGCCUUCGGCGUGGACUCUCCAAAGGUUUAUUCCAACAGCCUUCCCCCCAGCUCGGCCUCUAGUCCACUCAGGAUCAACCACGCCAAUCACACGGGCUCCAGUCACACCUACCUGAAAAACGCGUACAGCAGACCGAAGCCUGCGGAACCCGAAGAGGAGCUUCUGCAGCAGUUUAAGCGGGAGGAGGUGUCCCCCACAGGGAGUUUCAGUGCCCACUACUUGUCCAUGUUCCUCCUAACUGCUGCCUGCUUAUUUUUCCUAGUGUUGGGACUGACUUACCUAGGGAUGAGAGGGACAGGAGUAUCCGAGGAUGGAGGACUCGGCAUAAAACACCCCUUUGGUGAAACAUUUGGAGAAAUAGAAGAAAGUGAAAGAAAUCUUAUUAUGAGCUCAUUAUACAAGCUUCAUGAUCGAUUGGCACAGCUUGCAGGUGAUCAUGAAUGUGGCAGUUCUAGUCAAAGAACACUUUCUGUCCAAGAGGCAGCUGCAUAUUUAAAAGAUUUAGGUCCUGAAUAUGAAGAUAUAUUUAAUACUUCAUUGCAGUGGAUUUUAGAAAAUGGGAAAGAUGUUGGAAUAAGGUGUGUUGGUUAUGGCCCCAAGGAAGAAUUGACAAAUAUAACUGAUGUGCAGUUUUUACAGUCCACAAGACCACAGAUGUCAUUCUGGUGUCGUUUUCGACGUGCUUUUAUUACUGUCACUCACAGAUUAUUGUUGUUAUGCUUUGGUGUAGCAAUGGUUUGUGUUGUUCUGCGUUACAUGAAAUAUCGCUGGACAAAAGAAGAGGAGGAAGCAAGGCAGAUGUAUGAUAUGGUGGUCAAGAUUAUAGAUGUUCUACGAAGUCAUAAUGAAGCUUGCCAGGAAAAUAAAGAUUUACAACCUUACAUGCCUAUUCCACACGUUCAAGAUUCUUUAAUACAACCUCAUGACAGGAAAAAAAUGAAGAAAGUCUGGGACAGAGCUGUUGACUUCCUUGCUGCUAACGAGUCUCGAGUUCGAACCGAAACGCGGAGGAUAGGCGGUGCGGAUUAUCUGGUUUGGCGGUGGAUUCAGCCUUCUGCAUCCUGUGAGAAAAUAUUAGUAAUUCCCUCUAAAGUAUGGCAAGGUCAAGCAUUUCAUUUAGAUAGAAGAAAUUCACCACCAAAUAGUUUGACACCGUGUUUAAAGAUUCGAAAUAUGUUUGAUCCAGUUAUGGAAAUAGGGGAUCAGUGGCAUCUGGCAAUUCAAGAAGCAAUUUUAGAAAAAUGCAGUGAUAAUGAUGGCAUUGUUCACAUUGCAGUUGACAAAAAUUCCCGUGAGGGUUGUGUAUACGUUAAAUGUCUGUCUCCAGAAUAUGCUGGGAAGGCUUUUAAAGCGUUACACGGCUCUUGGUUUGAUGGGAAGUUGGUUACAGUAAAAUAUUUGCGACUAGAUAGAUACCACCACCGCUUUCCCCAAGCUCUUACUUGCAACACUCCCUUGAAGCCAUCAAAUAAACAUAUGAACUCUAUGUCUCAUCUUCGUCUUCGCAGUGGCCUAGCUAGUUCUCAAGGAGGUUCCUGAAAAGACUGUUAUUUACAAUAAGAACCCUGUUUCACUUCCCAUCGCCCUUUUUAAAUGCUUUUUUGUAUGUAAAAAUUUUAUUGAUGAAUGAACACAGCUCUGUUGGAAUGUUCCAGAAUUCUUGAGGCUUCAAAGGGACUUAGCAGUGAGGCAGCAAUACUGAGUAGGAAGAAUAAUUGUUUUAUUCGGUUUUUGGAGCUCAGUUAAGCCAGUGCAUUUAAAAGUUUUGCAUGAGGAGCAUUGAUUUUAUUCAGCAAUUCAGAUGUAUGGUGGUUAUAUUUUUGCACCUGAAGUAUUUGGAUAACCACGCAAAAGCAUGGAGAAGAAGCUAUUUGUAUUUCUGUAAUUUCUAGUGAAGUAAUGUUGUGAAUUUUUGUAUACAGUCACCUGCAUAGUCCUUUACAGCCUAAUGUUGUAAAACCGCUAAUUUCUCAGUUUAACCUUAGGUUUCUGUUGCUUGUAAGAGACUCAUUUGCUGCAGUUGGAAUAUGGAAAAAUUAAUUUGGGUUAAUGGUUACAUAUAUGUGUAAGUGGAUGUACAUGUAUUAGACUGGCUUUUGUAUAUAUGUGUAAAUGCUGGUGGAAGCAAAAAUAGUCUUGUUUUUUGAGGAUGUCUGCAUUAAAGCAGUAAAAUAAGCUCUAUUUUAUUCAUAAUCUAAUGUAUGUAUAUAUGUAUGUGUAUAUUGUGUGUGUGUGUUUACACACGCAUACAUACAUGUGGCUGUACUACUAUAUAGAUAAAGCAGCCAAACACCUGCAAGUAUUAGAAACAAGUUUAAAAUAUCUUUUAUAGGUUUUAUAUGCAAAUAUCUCUGAGUAUGAUUUUGUGUGAUAGUUCUGAAACCAGUUGUAAUUGAUUCAAAUUUAUGUGAGCAAUAAAGAAGCAAUUGGCAGAUGUUGGAAAAAUAUUUUGUGGAAAAACUAUUUAUUAUAUAUACUAGGGCUGUGGCAUAGUACUGUCGGGAUUAAAUCAUUUUCCCAGUGUAUUUAUAAUUUAAUGAAAUAUUAGCUCUUUGGUUUAUGUCAAGUUGAAAACAUGGCACAUUGUUGCAGCAGAUUGUGUUAGGCAAAUUAUAGUUGGAAUUUUGGGUCAAGGAAGUUUGCAAAAUGGUUAAUGCACGAAUGACCUUUGUGCCUCAUUGUUUUAAUUUAGUUUCUGUAAAAUUCCUUUAUUACUGUUUAUGAUUUCAGAUUAGAAUAGUUGCUAAAUAAAAUUUACUUGUAAUCUAACCAUUGGCCUUUAAAAAAAUAUAAACAACCUGUUGGUAUGUCAUCGUCAGUCCAUUUGAGUAUGCAAAACAGCUGGAAUUGUACCAACUUUGAUUUUAUUUAAAGCUCAGUUUCCUUUUUGUUCUGUCAUAUAUGUGUUGAGUUUGCAGCAUGAACUUGCACAGAUAAUGCACGUUUUCUGGUUAAGUAAACAUGAUGCACACUAUUCUGUAACAGAAAACCCUAUUGUGCCUUACCUGUGUGCUUUUGUGGGCACCAUGUUUAUGAAGAAUAAAACAUUUGUUAUCUGAAGAGAAUAAAUUUUAAAUUCUCAGUGUAUGUCUCAGAUGCUAAUGUGUGAAAUAUAAAUAUAUAUAAUAUAUAAAGUAGCCAAUCUUUCUGUAUUUUACGUGCAUCAUAGUGAUUUAUCUGAACUUAGUGACCCCAUCUUGUAAUCUGUUGCAAGAGUGAAUGUAAAAUGUAAUUGUGGCAUUUUUAAAAGGUCACUUUUUGAUGCAGAUGCAUUGUUUUCUUGCUUCUAAAACAUAUUUCAUGUAAACAUUGUACA
Ochotona curzoniae (black-lipped pika) is the source of this 4645-nucleotide messenger RNA. RefSeq names its product LEM domain containing 3 (gene LEMD3). Gene Ontology annotation, molecular function: chromatin DNA binding. Gene Ontology annotation, cellular component: nuclear inner membrane. The transcript has 13 exons. The record is from RefSeq and is a predicted model, not a curated record. The coding region runs from base 88 to 2868 and encodes 926 amino acids. NCBI's taxonomy places the organism in Eukaryota, Metazoa, Chordata, Mammalia, Lagomorpha, Ochotonidae. Gene Ontology annotation, biological process: negative regulation of BMP signaling pathway; nuclear envelope organization.